GAUGUGACCGCAAGAAUGUUUUAUUAGACAAAGCUAUUGUUCUUACCGACGAAAUGCAGGAUCUGUACCUUUUUAGCGCCGCGGUGUCAGCGAUUGUUAUUUUACUUGUCGCGUUUAUCGUGAUUGUCUUUAACAGUAUCGCAUGGGUGUUUAUCGUCAUCAGUAUCUACGCGAUUGCCAGUUUCUAUGCCGUUCAGGUGGCACAGGGUGUGGACCGUUUGCUGACGAGGUUCAACAUUAUAAGCGACAAGUUCAUCACGAGGUACGAGAUCAAGGAUUCAUGCAGCGUCUGCAGCAAGAACACCUGCAAGAGACACAAAUUGCUGCCGCAUUCGACCAAGGUCAAAGUUCCAAAAGACUUUGACCAUGCAUUGGAGCAACUUUUGGAAGAGGUGCUGCAAAUCUACGUCUGCACGUGGUACUCAGAUUUCUCAGCGAACGAGGCUUUCAUACAACAGCUUCGUCUAGCUAUAACAACAGCAGCAAAGAACAUUACUGUACGACUAUUGCGCGUGGACGCAGCGACCAUCACCUUCGACGGCCUGAUCCCCUUGGCUAUACAACACGCUGAAGACUGGAAUACAUUGCUAAAAAUGUCCAAGUCUGAUGUUAAAAUGCCCCAGGAAUACAUUGGGACAUGUUUGAGCUCGAAAAUUCAUCCAGCUGCUUAUUCGAGAGAGGCUGAGUUGAAUUAUUUACGGGGACUGGUCACUGCACUGCUGCCGCAUUUGUUACCAGCAAUACACGUCUCGACGAACAACAAAGUGAUACUUCGAGAAAUUUUGGCAAAUUGGGUGCUAUUACCAGCAAUUGAUGCACUUGCGGAUCCAGAAAAUAUAAAUAUGCUGGUGACAUUAUCUACUCAUCAUGACACCACUUUAUCUAAUUCUGCGGAGAUUGUCACCGUACCCAUACUGCAAUCUUGGGUUACAGUUCCAGUGAUGCAUUCGCAUAUCACACACAGUUGCUUCAAACCAUCUUUAAAUGACAUCUUAAAUGAUCCUGAACUAUUAUAUAUGUUUAUGCAGCACAUCAAAGAAUCAGGACCCAUGAAUCUUCUUCAAUUUUGCUUAGAUAUUGAUGAUCUCAGUAAACGUAUGUUAAAUCCAGAAAUGUCGACUAGUGCUGAAAAAAGCUUGUAUGAAGAUGUUCGAAGUAUGUACAUGAUGUAUCUUGAUCCUGACGGUCCAGAAUAUCUGUAUCUACCAUUACAUAUAUCGAAAGGUAUACGACAAAUAUUAGAAGGUGGGCCCGAAAAAAUUCAAGAACUACGGACAUCACGGCCCUUCUAUCAAGCUCACCAAGAGGCACAUUCGCUCCUAGAAAAUACUUGUUUACCAUCAUUUCAUCAUAGUUAUCAAUUAUAUAAACUCUUAUGCGGUCAUUUGUCCGAACAAACAAAGGCUACUGCAACAGCUAAUGCAAGCGGAGGUGCAUCUACGCCUACACGAUUUAAUAAUCAACAAAGCAAAGUCGACGGCGUCUUACGCACGACUGCAGUCGAUGGUACCCCAUUUCAACUACAAGGCGCCUACCCGGUCGAAGAGGUAGAUUGCACGGCUCGAGCGUAUAACGAAAUCAAGGGCUUUGGUGAUAAGACUCGCGACUUAACGACGUGGCGAGUCGCCGUUCCACAUGUGGAUGGUGGUGGUGCGCAACCUGUGUACAUGAUUGCCAUUCACAGCGUGGCGGAGGCUAAAUCGUGGACGGUCCUACGACAGGAUCAAGAUUUCUACACACUACGCACGCGACUUAUCGAAUUCCAUGGUGAUAAAGAAUUGAACGAUUCACCGUUACCAUCACGCAAGAAUCCGCACUUGCCUCUCGCAGCUAACCGUCAGCGUUAUGAGGAGUUUCUGCAAAAAUUGCUGUCCAAACCGGUAUUGAGAAGUAGCGAACUCCUUUACACCUUUCUCACAACACCGAACUUGAAGCCAUACUUUGCGAACUACAGCACACCCGAUCUCGGAAUUCUCUAUCAGAGUAUGGCUUAUAAAUUGCGAAAGGAGAAAGGACAACAUCUUGACAAAUUCAUGAGCACUUUUCUGGCAUCAACUAAUACGAAAUACGAGCACAUGGAUAUGGGUGUCGAACCAUCGAGCGAACAUCUCAGCGAAACAGAGAGCAAAGGUAGAAAGUUGAUAGACGAGGUGUUUGGCAAUAAUCUGAAUCUACCGGUUACUUUCCAAAAUUUGCCAUGCAGUUUACCGCAACGUGAUCACGUGAAAGGUGCAAGUUUAUGCAUCAUAGAGGCUCUUGAUAGUCUACUAGAUGUACCUUUGAUUAUAUCGCGACUUUUCUGGAUGUUUGCCAUCUUAUCGCGCAAAAGAAUAGAUCCUAUCGUGAAUGCGCUGUUUUACAACACUUUGAUUAAGCUUCUGAGUGGUGGUCGUGCUUCCAUCGUUGUCAAACUUCUACAUGCGAAAAUAGUGGGUAAAAAUUAUAUGAAAGACUUUCCUUCGCAAGGAAAAUUUCGAAAUUACUACGAAACGGCAAAGGAGGGACUACAUUCCUUAUGGUGGUUAAUGGGAUUUUCCAAGCCUUGGAACAAUCUGAUGGAUUCCCUUUUAGAUCCUUUACAAAAUGCGCCGUUCAAUAAGCAUCUCGCGUAUCUUUUACUAGAUCAUCUCCUACUAAAUCUUUUUCCAGAACUAACUGCAUAAUAUAUUACAAUCGUUUUUUGUUGUUUACAUAAAAAUUGAAUAACUGUAUAUAAUGUAUAAUUCUACAAAGCAAUUUGCACAUAUAUAAAUAUUUCUUUUUGUACAUAUAAUCUAAUAAUUUUAUAAAUAAAAAUUUUUAUUAAGGUUUAUUUAAAAAAUAGUAUAAUGUGGAAAGCAAGAGGCGAGAAUUUUUGCAUGAUAAAAAAUAAUACGCAAAUAAUACAAUUUAUGGUUGUGAUGAAGUACUCUAAUAGAUGCACCUUUUUGUGUAAGAAGAAAAAAGUAGCGACAAGUAUAAUAAGUAAAAUUUACCAAGCGUUUUACGCAAUAAAAUGUAAAUGAUUUUACAUGAUCUUACAUCAUGAUCAUCGAUGUAAACAGUAAUUCAUUACACAAGAUAAA
Molecule: messenger RNA, 3065 nt
Organism: Monomorium pharaonis (pharaoh ant)
Lineage: Eukaryota; Metazoa; Arthropoda; Insecta; Hymenoptera; Formicidae
Product: sorting nexin-14
Exons: 9
Coding region: 54-2663 (869 amino acids)
Biological process (GO): autophagosome maturation
Cellular component (GO): late endosome
Molecular function (GO): phosphatidylinositol binding
Source: RefSeq, a predicted model, not a curated record